AUGGAAGUGGAGAAGAGCAGCAGGAGGAGCUGCUUCACUCAGACCUCCUGCCUGGGUGCAGAUUUAGGGGAGGACUCACAGCUGGAGUAUCUCAGUGCUUAUGAGGAGGAGAAGAGCAACUGGAGUGAGUUUUCUGAGCAGGAGGAGGUUGCAGAGGUGAAGGCCGUGCCACCCCGAAUCACAGCAGGGGAAGAAGAUUCUGGAAAGAGCCUCAGACCCAGCCAGAGCGUGGCAGUGGAGCCCGACAUUGCUUUCCUGCCUCCCAGCGAGGAGGCCCAGCCCUGCAAACAGGGAGAGUCCUCCUACUUCAGCGGCUGUGAAAAACCAGCUCGUGGCACCAGCAGCGCUGCAGAGGGUGCUGAAACCCAGCUCCCAGCCCCUGAAAUCCUCCCUGGCAAGAACCCUGUGGGAGCUGCAGAUAAAUCCUCUGCUGGGAGGUCAGAGCGUGGUGGCGCCCUGAGGAGUGUCCCCAGUGUGGCUGUGGAUGCUGGCUCUGAUCCCAGGGCCGCAUUCCCAGCCAGCAGAGGCAGCAGUGCCCCGGUGUGUCUGUGCUCCAGGGCAGUGAGCACAGAGGUGACCAUGGUGAGCAGAGCCCACGAGGGGUGGCUGGGUCAGACCUCCGUGGAUGCUGCUUCCAACACGGAAUGGCCCACGGGAGCUCCCAGCUCACACCUGCAGGAGGAAUUCAAAGAUCACCUUGGCUGGAAGACAGGCAGUGACAGGCCAGCACAUCCCAACAAGCAAACUGGGAAGAAUUCUGCAUCGAGCUGCUGUCAGAACGUCCUGCAGAGAGCGAUUGAAGCAGAGCUGCAGCUCCUGGCCAUCCAUUAUGAGAUGUGCUACCAGCACUGCUUGAAGGUUUAUGAGCUGGCUUUGGAGGAGAACACCUGUCUUGGGAGCUGUGAGAAGAAGGCUGAGUUAUAUUCGUCUCUGCUGCUGGCUUUGGAUGAACUGGACAAUAAUUACAGCACCCUGAGAAAGGAAAUAAACAUGGGCACACCUUUAAAUGAACUUCCACCACUGUCAGUUGAGCUGAAGUUUCCCCCCCUCUCUUCCUUUUACAUUGCCUCCAAGUUUUUCAGAAAGAUUCUUUACUCUGAUUCUCGGAUGUGUUUUAGUGAUCUUUCAGGUGAAGGGAAAGCUGACUUUGAAGAGCCAAAACAGCAAGAAAAGGGGAUUUCUGUCAAUAUGGUAGGGAAUUCUUCACUCCUGGGCUGUGUAAAAAAUGAGGAAGGAAGUGAGUAUUGGUUUGAUGCUAAGGAAGACUUGUCAGUGGCAGAUAUUUCAGUAAUGUGCAAAGAAAUGAAAAAGCAACAAGGAAAGCAAGACUCGAUUGACUCAAGAGGUAAAGUUGUUGAAUCCUUGCACUCAGCUGAGUACAAGGAUGUUCUUCGUCCAUCCAUGUUUUUCCGUGAAAACUUCACCUGCAAAGUGAAGAUAGUGGUGAGUGGGAAGGAACAUUCCUCUGUUCCUGUUGGUGACCCAAAGCCCUCAGUGCCUGAGGAUCCUGAGGAAAAUUCCCUGCAGAAAACAUCCACUUGUUCCUCAGUGAAGUCAUCUUGUAUCUUUGUUUCUCCUUAUGCACUGAACUUGAGCAGCUUUACCAAGUUAGUAAGGAGACUUCAAGAAAAGCAUCCAGAGUUUAGCAGAGCUGAAAUUGUGGGGGCUGUGCAGGAGGUGAGGAGAAUGAACAAAGGAGUGCUGAGUGGCCUGGCCAUCAGUGCUAUUGAGGAGAAGGCCUCUGCCAUUCUGAGGAGUUCCACACCCUACUCUCAGUAGGAG
Messenger RNA from Melozone crissalis (California towhee), 1782 nucleotides. RefSeq names its product RNA binding motif protein 44 (gene RBM44). The coding region runs from base 1 to 1779 and encodes 592 amino acids. The record is from RefSeq and is a predicted model, not a curated record. The transcript has 11 exons. Lineage: Eukaryota; Metazoa; Chordata; Aves; Passeriformes; Passerellidae.